Molecule: messenger RNA, 1009 nt
Organism: Pelobates cultripes (western spadefoot toad)
Lineage: Eukaryota; Metazoa; Chordata; Amphibia; Anura; Pelobatidae
Source: the annotation of a GenBank genome assembly
AUGUCCCAACACCACUCGAAAAAAUCUGCGGAGGCUAAAGAAAAAUCAGCCUUCUUUGCAGCGAGAACGCCGCAGCACAAGCCGGCCGACCAGCAGGCCCAAGAUGGCGCCGACACAGACUCUGAUGCAGACCGUGCCAGCACAGCCGGUAAGCAAGCAGACACCCCACUCACACAGAAUCUCUUGCAAACCAUGCUAGAUGCAGCAGUGGCCAAAAUGCAAUUCACGGUCACUGAGGCUAUCAAUGACGUGAGACAAGACAUUACUAGUCUUGAAGCACGAACCUCACACCUAGAGGGGAACAUGGGAAGGCUCAACGCAGCUAAUGCUGACACAGAAGAGCGCCUAAGUAAGAAUGAAGACAAACUUUAUCUCCAGGAAACCAAAAUAGCAGAUAUUGAGGACAGAUCGCGCCGCAACAACAUACGCCUAAGAGGGGUACCGGAAGAAAUAGGACCCCAAGAUUUAACAGCAUUUGCUGUAGAGUUGUUCAAAGCUAUAUUGCCAGAUAUCCCAGCAGAUAUGUUUCUCCUAGACCGCAUUCAUAGACUCCCCAGACCGCAGCACUUACCGCCCACCGCGUCAAGAGACGUCCUCAUGAGACUACACUAUUACCACAUCAAGGACCAAAUCCUGAGGGCACACAGAUCCAAAAAGACCUUACCCGACCAGUUCAGAGACAUCCUCUUGUUUAUGGACUUAUCCGCGGAGACAUUACGCCGAAGGCGAUCCUUUAAAGAUAUAGCCGACGCUCUGAGACACCACAAUGUCCAGUACCGGUGGGGAUACCCAGCUAAGCUCCUUAUCACAAAAGGGAGCAAGCUUUUCACUGCAAACACACCAAGAGAAGGUCUAAACCUCCUGCGACAAUGGGGCCUAUCCCGAAACCUCCAGCCCAAUCUCCAGACCUCCAGCAAAUCCACAGAAGAAGAAGAGAGACGCCCUCCAAAAGCGAGAGGCACGUUCCCGAAGGAAGACUGAAAGCCGGCGCCCGGUGACAGCAAGUUAA